This is a messenger RNA of Helobdella robusta, 1751 nucleotides long. RefSeq lists its product as hypothetical. The transcript is spliced from 7 exons. The coding region runs from base 265 to 1605 and encodes 446 amino acids. Lineage: Eukaryota; Metazoa; Annelida; Clitellata; Rhynchobdellida; Glossiphoniidae. Gene Ontology annotation, cellular component: membrane. Gene Ontology annotation, molecular function: N-acetylgalactosaminide beta-1,3-galactosyltransferase activity. The record is from RefSeq and is a predicted model, not a curated record.
AUGUGUAUUGGUUAACGCGUUGGAAUUUUAAAAGUAUAUUGUGUCUUUAUUCAAAAAUUUCAUGUUAUUAAUGAAGAUUUAAUUAUUUUAUUUAAAUUUAAUGAAUAUUUAGUAAGUUAGUUAAUUAGAUUUUUGUUUGAAUUGGUUUUUUAAAUCGUUUUAUUCAGCAGAAAACAGAUGAGGGAAGUGAUUUGAUCUGGAUUUUGAAAGAAUUGUUAACUAAAUUACUGUGAAAAAACUUAAAACAAGGAUUUUUCUUCGUAAAUGAGUAAAAAUACUAGUCGAAUAAUGUUCGAUUUGAAGCGUAAAAUACUAAUUCUAAUAUUCUGUGGCUCGAUAAUCAUAUUUAUCUAUCAAAUCGCCCUAAAAUACCAACUGAACCUAAGAUCCAACUCAUGGUACACUGGCUACUACUACCAAAACUCACAGGAUAAUGACCACCAACAUUACUAUGGCCAUCGUCAUGACCAUGGUGUUAGUGGUGGAAAAGGUGGAGUAGUCAAGUUUGAAGAUGGCUCCCAUCAUUCUCAUGAUGACACAUCAGUUGCCGACAAAUUAAAAGAAAAAAUUAAAGUUCUGUGCUGGGUUAUGACCUCGCCCGACAACCACGCCACCAAGGCAGUCCACAUUUUGGCAACUUGGGGGAAAAGAUGUAACAAGAUCCUUUUCUCUACAGAAUCCAACAAAGAUCCCAAUGGCCUUCCAUUAUUAGUGAUCAACACGACUUCCGGUCGAGAUCACCUAACGGCGAAGACCAUGCAGACGUUCGACUACCUCUACCGGCACCAUCUCAAUGAGUUUGAUUGGUUCCUUAAAGCCGACGAUGAUACCUAUGUUGUUGUCGAGAAUUUAAGGUACUUCCUGUCCUCGCAAGACCCCACAGAAGCCAUAUACUUCGGCCACCACUUCCACAUGUACAUGAAGCAGGGCUACUUCAGCGGCGGGGCCGGAUACACCUUGAGUAGGGCGGCCCUCAAACGUUUCGGGGAGAGGUCCAGUUACGUCUGUAAGGACGACAGAGGUGCAGAAGAUGUGGAAAUAGGGUUGUGCAUGCAGUCGGUCGGUGUGGCCACUGGCGACUCGAGGGACGCUCUGGGGAGGUCCCGAUUCCAUUGCUUCAACCCUGAAACACACAUACAGGGAUCUUUCCCUGAUUGGUACUAUGCUUAUGACAAAUACGGGAGCAAAAAGGGCAUAGAAACGAUGAGUGACUACAGCAUCUCCUUCCACUACAUCCCAGUCGACCAGAUUUACGCAUUCGAGUUUUUCCUCUACCAUCUCCGACCCUACGGUAUUAUGAGUGGCCUACAGGAGCUAAACAUCGGGCCACAGAAGCCCUCGCUACAGAAGACCACCGUUUCCAAUUCGGUCCCCAAAAUGGACACAGUGACCUCGUCGAGUUACGGAACUUCGACUCUACCACCGGAUCUCAUCAACGCCAUGGGUGGUGGUGGGGAUCUUGAGGAAGAUGAAUAUGAUAAAGAUGAGGAUGGCGCUGAUGAGGCGACGACAACGACGACCAUGAAAAUGAAGUUGAUGAGAAGGCGGAAGAGGAAGACGACGAACUCGGCUGCUGACGGUGGUGGUGGUGGUUUCCAGAGUUGAUUUAAUAAUAAUUUUUGAAUGUUUUUUUUAUUCCAGUUUGUUUGUUUGCGUUUUGAUUUUAUUUGUUUCGACGAAAUAUAUUAUUAGUAUAUAUUAUUGUUGUUAUUAUUAUUAUUAUUAUUAUUAUUAUUAUAACAAUUAUUAUU